This is a messenger RNA of Manduca sexta (tobacco hornworm), 511 nucleotides long. Its product is annotated as ribosomal protein 63, mitochondrial. The record is from RefSeq and is a predicted model, not a curated record. Gene Ontology annotation, biological process: mitochondrial translation. Gene Ontology annotation, molecular function: structural constituent of ribosome. Lineage: Eukaryota; Metazoa; Arthropoda; Insecta; Lepidoptera; Sphingidae. Bases 94 to 414 code for a protein of 106 amino acids. The transcript is spliced from 2 exons. Gene Ontology annotation, cellular component: mitochondrial ribosome.
AUUAAAAUUAAAAUAUAACCUCAAAUUCACGAGUGUCAAAAAACAAAAUUUUUGCGAUUCUGAAAUCAUUAAGUUGGUGGAAUAACAAAGAAAAUGAAACUUACACUGAUAUUACUUCGACGAAAUCGCAUGCCAAAUGGUCAUAUAUUUAGAGGCAAAGAACGUCUUGUAAAACAAGUAGAACCGAAACAUUUACGCCGUCUAAAGGAAGAUUUCGCUGUUGAGGAGCAAAAUAUGUUUUAUUUGCGAUUUCCGUACUUGACGGAGGCAGAGAGCUCUGGUCAUGCUAAAGCACUAGGAAAAUGUGAAGCUAGGAGAGAAGAAGUUCUUGGCAAACAUGGCAAAAUCUUCAAAGAAGAUGUAACAUUAUAUGAAAGAUUGCAGCAUUUACGAGUCGGUGAAAAAUGGGAGUAAUUAUAAUUGUGUUAAAUCUUAAAGUUAUAGUGUAAAGUUAUUAUUAGUUUAUAGACUAGGAUUCUUUUUGCAAUUAUAAAAAAUAUUUAUCAUGAAA